AUGCGUCAUGACAAUACCGGUAAUUACUUAAUUGCUUGGAAUUUGUUAUGCGACCGGUUUGAUAACAAAAGGCUAUUGAUACAGAAUCAUGUUGCUGCAAUAUUUAACAUCGAGACAAUUACAAAGGAGUCGAAUUAUAUUUUAAAGCGUACAAUUGAUACGAUAAAUAAAAAUGUUAGGGCUUUAGAAUCGUUAGGAGAACCUGUAAGUUACUGGGAUACGUUAUUAAUAUACAUAAUUAGUCAUAAAUUAGAUUCAAAAACGUAUCGUGAGUGGGAGGAAUAUAAAGAUCUGAAGUAUAAGCCAACAACUAAUGUAUGUUCUAACACUGAGGACCGCUCCGCACUCUCCCCUGCAAACCCGACACAAAGCAGUGACGAGCCCUCUGGUAAUGUCACGUUGUCUGCUCAACUUUCAACCUACUUGCCCAACAGAACGCAGGUACUCUUAGCCACUUCCCUUAUAAAAAUUAUCGACGACCGCGGCGGCGAGCGUCUCGCCCGCGCUGUUCUCGACAGCGGCAGCACUUCAUGCCUUAUUAGUGAACGAUUGAAACAAUCGUUAAAUUUACCUACAAUUAAGGUAAACGAGUCACUUUUGGGUAUUAAUAAUUCAAAAUCGCAUAUAGGCGAAAUGUGUUGUUUACCCAUUAAGUCGUUAAAUGAAAACUUUUCGACAAAGAUUUUCUGUUUUGUUUUGCCGAAUAUAACUGACGAUGUGCCCAGUCAGCAAAUAGUUUUAAAAGACUUAAAUUUACCUAGCAACCUCUGUUUAGCGGAUCCCAACUUCCACACUCCAUCUUCGGUGGAUUUAAUUAUUGGUGCGGAUGUUUUCUGGGAUUUAUUAGGGCUACGUAAAAUUAGUUUAGGAGCCGGGAAACCCGUGCUAUUUGAAUCUAGUCUAGGGUGGCUAGUUUCAGGCCCUUUGUGUAAUAGUGGCCAAGCGCGCUCGACUUCUGACUUUAAGUCUUAUUUCGUGUCGGUAAAAUCAAAUAAUAAAGUUUCUUCGUGCAAUGAUUCCAGUGAUGACAUUCAAACCCUGUUAACGCGGUUUUGGCGCCUCGAGGAGGUCAGCCCUCAGUCUUCAUCUUUCUCCGAAGAAGAGAAAAUGUGCGAAGAACAUUUUAUCAAAAAUACAUCUCGUCAGGCAGACGGUCGGUUCUGUGUCAGGUUGCCACUGACGCAGUCACCUGAUGUAUUAGGCGGCUCGCUGCAGCGCGCCAAGCAUUGUUUACUUUCUCUAGAGAGAAAAUUCAAAGGGCAAUCUGAAUUUAAAAAUAAUUAUAUUAAUUUUAUGUCUGAGUACCUAUCAUUAGGUCAUAUGUCCGAAUGUUCAUUUGAUUCACAGAAACAAGCUUACUAUAUCCCACAUCACGGAGUAAUUCGUCAGAGUAGCUCAACGACCAAACUCAGAGUUGUUUUCAACGCGAGCAGUCCCACUACUUCAGAUGUCGAGAAGAUGUAUAGACAGAUCGUUGUACAUCCUGAUGAUCGACAUCUUCAAAGAAUUGUCUGGAGAGAAGAUCCAUCUGAGCCUCUGCGGACGUACGAGUUGAACACGGUCACGUAUGGUACCGCCAGCGCCCCCUACCUCGCCACUAGGUGUUUAAAACAAAUCGGUUUAGAGUGCAAUGACGCCAACAUUUCCGAAGUCAUCAUGCACGAUUUCUAUGUUGACGAUUUAUUAACCGGUGGCGAUUCUAUUCAGGAAGUGCUGGACAUACGUGACAAAGUGUCAAAGGAGCUCGCGUCCGCAGCAAAAAGUCGUGUGGCGCCUAUCAAGCCCACCACGAUCCCGAGACUUGAGCUGUGCGCUGCGCUCGUCGGAGUGCGCCUAUACGAAAAGGUGUUACGUUCUCUACGAGUGCAACCGAGAUACUAG
Molecule: messenger RNA, 1881 nt
Organism: Papilio machaon (common yellow swallowtail)
Lineage: Eukaryota; Metazoa; Arthropoda; Insecta; Lepidoptera; Papilionidae
Exons: 6
Coding region: 1-1881 (626 amino acids)
Source: RefSeq, a predicted model, not a curated record